AUGUCCUCCAAUGGGGUUUCUUCCGGUUCAAAAGAACUAUGGCGGCAUAGCUCUCCGCAGGACACGCAAAUAUAUGACUUCAUGAUGAAGUUGAACGCAGAGCACGGUCUGGCUUUGAAGAGCUACAAUGACCUUUGGCGUUGGAGUGUCUCGGAGCCUGCACUGUUCUGGGAGCAGAUAUGGCACUAUGCGGCGAUCAAGUCUCAUGAACCAUAUAGCCGUGUCCUAGAUGCUGAUCAGGACCUCUUCCCUAGACCCAACUUCUUCGAGGGAAGUAGACUGAAUUUCGCCGAGAACCUUCUCUACCCAGCUAGCGCGCUCGGCGAAAAUGAGGUGGCGAUAAUCGCUGCUACAGAGUCGGAACGAGAGUAUGUCUCGUGGAAAGAACUGCGUGAACGCGUCCGGCAAUGUGCCAACUCACUGAAGGAAGCAGGUUUACGGUCAGGGGAUCGUGUGGCAGGGUUUUUAGGCAACCAUGCCAAUACCGUUAUCGCUAUGCUGGCGACAACUUCCAUAGGAGCAUUCUGGACCGGCGUCUCUCCGGACACGGGUGUGCACGCAGUGUUAGAGCGUCUGAAGCAGAUAGAACCGAAGAUUCUAUUCGCUGACAAUGCCUCAUUAUAUAAUGGUAAAGUGCAUGGGGCAGAGGCCAAGAUCCGUCAAAUUGUCCCAGAACUGCCAAAUCUGGAGCUCCUUGUUGUAUUCGAGACAAUCAAGUCACAUCAGAUCAAUCUGGAGGAGCUUUCACCAGUUCAGGGAAAGGUAUCUACGUAUGAGUCUUUCCUCUCUGCCACCAGCAACCCUUCGGCUCCUCUCGAAUUUGCAAGCCUAGAGCCUGAUCACCCUGUCUAUAUAUUAUACUCUUCCGGUACGACAGGGGCACCUAAGCCUAUUGUUCAUGGAUCGCUUGGAACCUUGCUGCAGCAUAAGAAGGAACACAUGCUUCAUUGCGAUGUUCGCCCCGGAGACCGCUUGUUCUACUUUACUACUGUCACCUGGAUGAUGUGGCAUUGGCUGGUCUCUGGGCUUGCUAGUGGUGCCACCAUUGUUUUGUACGAUGGUUCCCCCUUUCGACCAUUUGACUUUGAAGGCGGAAACGGAGAGAUGGCCAUGCCACGUCUAAUUGAUGAAUUGAGGAUAACCCACUUUGGGACUUCAGCCAAGUACCUGUCUAUCUUGGAGCAGGCUUUCCUGAAUCCGCGAAAGCACCCCCACCGGCCGGUAACGCUGCAAACCCUGAGAGCGAUAUUUAGCACUGGCUCUCCGCUGGCGCCCUCCACAUUCGAAUACGUCUACUCAUCCAUUCACCCGGACAUUAUGCUGGGCUCAAUCACUGGUGGAACCGAUAUUCUGUCCUUGUUUUGUUCCUGCUGCCCUAUCUUGCCAGUUUACAAGGGUGAGAUUCAAUGUCGCAGCCUAGCCAUGGCCGUUUCUGUAUACGACUACGCUGGUAAUGAUAUUAGCGCCUCUGGCGAACCUGGCGAUCUCGUCUGUACAAAGCCGUUCCCUGCACAACCGGUUAUGUUCUGGCCACCUGGGGUUGUUGGUGCAGAGAAGUAUCGCAAGAGUUAUUUUGAUGUUUUUGGGCCAUCAGUCUGGCAUCAUGGAGACUUUGUGCGCUUGGAUCCUCAGACUGGAGGGGUGGUCAUGCUAGGUCGGAGUGAUGGCGUCCUGAAGCCGGCCGGAGUCAGGUUCGGAAGCGCAGAAAUCUACAAUAUUUUACUCAAACACUUUGCAGAGGAAGUGGAGGAUUCCUUGUGCAUCGGACGGAGGCGAGACGGAAUUGAUGCAGAUGAGACUGUCGUCCUUUUCGUGAAACUGGCCUCGCAGGAAAAGACCAUGCCUCAAGAGCUCGCGGCGCGUAUUCAAGCUACUAUCCGCAAGGAGCUCAGCCCUCUAUUGCGGGCAGUUGAGUCCGCGAAGCCGCUCGGCCGCGCCCCUCGUUCCGUUUCAAGGAGCUUCGCUACUGUCAACGAGUCCAAUUCUAAGGAUCCUGUUGAGCUCGACCAGAUCACCACCUUGCCGAAUGGAAUUCGUGUCGCUACUGAAUCUUUGCCGGGGCCCUUCUCUGGUGUUGGAGUUUACGUCGAUGCCGGUUCCCGAUACGAGGAUGAGAGCCUACGAGGAGUUAGCCACAUAAUGGAUCGACUAGCAUUCAAGUCGACUAAGAAACGGUCUAGCGACGAGAUGCUUGAAGUUCUUGAGGGCCUUGGAGGAAACAUUCAGUGUGCCUCUUCGCGAGAGUCGCUGAUGUACCAGUCCGCCAGUUUCAACUCGGCUGUCCCAACGACUCUGGGGCUUUUGGCUGAGACAAUUCGUGAUCCACUCAUCACAGAAGAGGAGGUGCUUCAGCAGCUGGGUACGGCUGAGUAUGAGAUUGGCGAGAUCUGGGCCAAGCCGGAGCUUAUUCUGCCAGAGUUAGUACAUAUGGCUGCCUACAAGGACAACACGUUGGGGAACCCUCUGUUAUGCCCGGAGGAACGACUAGGAGAGAUUAACAAGGCGGUUGUGGAUAAAUAUCGCGAAGUAUUCUUCAAACCUGACAGGAUGGUCGUUGCCUUCGCCGGUGUGCCGCACGAUGUAGCUGUCAAGCUCACGGAGCAGUACUUCGGUGACAUGCAGGGGCAAAAGUCGAACAAGGGUCCUGUUCUAUCGGGAACCGGCAUCGAAACUACUUUGUCGAACUCCAAGUCGGCCGUCGAAGAAGGGCAAGUGCCUACAAUUCCCCAAUUCACGCCGUCGUCCACCACAUCGACCACUCCUGCAUCCCCAAAGUCCGAGUCCAGUCUCCUUUCCAAACUUCCAUUUCUCAAAAACCUUUCCGGAUCGCAGAAUGGCUCCGUGUCACCAUUGGAUCCUUCCUUGGUAGAACCGUCAACGUUCAACUUGACACGUCCUUCGCAUUAUACUGGCGGUUUCCUCUCUCUCCCUCCAAUUCCCCCUCCGGCGAACCCCAUGCUUCCUCGCUUGAGCCAUAUCCAUCUCGCAUUUGAGGCUCUUCCCAUCUCCAACCCCGACAUCUAUGCUCUCGCGACCCUCCAGACACUGCUCGGUGGUGGUGGAUCAUUCUCCGCGGGCGGUCCUGGCAAGGGUAUGUACUCACGCCUUUACACCAACGUGCUGAACCAGCAUGGAUGGGUUGAGAGCUGUAUCGCUUUCAACCAUAGUUACACCGACAGCGGAAUCUUCGGAAUCUCUGCCUCGUGCAGUCCGACACGGACACCCGAGAUGCUUGAGGUCAUGUGCCGCGAACUGCAGGCACUGACACUUGACAACGGUUACUCUGCCUUGCAAGCCCAGGAAGUCAACCGUGCGAAGAAUCAACUCCGCUCCUCUCUUCUCAUGAACCUGGAGUCACGGAUGGUCGAAUUGGAGGACCUCGGACGCCAGGUUCAGGUACAUGGUCGGAAGGUCGGUGUCAAAGAGAUGUGCGAUCACAUCGAUGCAUUGACCGUGGAGGACCUGCGCCGCGUUGCCCGACAGGUUUUCGGCGGUAACGUCCAGAACAAGGGACAAGGCACCGGUAAGCCAACUGUGGUUCUGCAGGAAGGCGAACUGGAAGGAUACAAACUUCGCUCUUUCCCAUGGGAGGAGAUCCAAGAACGGAUCGCCAGAUGGAAACUGGGAAGAAGGUGA
This is a messenger RNA of Aspergillus caelatus, 3636 nucleotides long. RefSeq lists its product as uncharacterized. The transcript has 4 exons. Gene Ontology annotation, cellular component: cytosol. Gene Ontology annotation, molecular function: metalloendopeptidase activity; acetoacetate-CoA ligase activity; metal ion binding. Lineage: Eukaryota; Fungi; Ascomycota; Eurotiomycetes; Eurotiales; Aspergillaceae. Gene Ontology annotation, biological process: lipid metabolic process; proteolysis. The record is from RefSeq and is a predicted model, not a curated record. The coding region runs from base 1 to 3636 and encodes 1211 amino acids.